AUGAGAGAAAUGUUGAAGAGGAGAGGCGGAAGAUGGGGAGCUGAAGCUGAUGGUAAUUGUUCUAUGCUGCACUUUUUCCUUCAGAAUGGAAUUCUCAUUUCAGACUUCAAUGAACUGUCAAGCUAUCAUAUUAGCCAUCAUAUCUUAACUGUGACAGCUUCUUGUAGCCUGAGGAUUCGAUACCUUUUGUUGCUUCUCCUCCGAUGUGAUUGUGCAAAACAGAUUGAACUUGCUAUGAAACAGAUUGAGGCUGCUGGGAGGGGUGUCCUUGUAUAUCUACGUGGACAUGAAGGAAGAGGUAUUGGAUUAGGUCAUAAGCUUCGUGCUUAUAACCUGCAGGAUGAUGGACGUGAUACUGUCGAAGCCAAUGAAGAGUUGGGAUUGCCUGUUGACUCGAGGGAGUACGGCAUUGGAGCAAAGAUACUGAGGGACUUGGGUGUUAGAUCAAUGAAGCUGAUGAUAAACAAUCCAGCAAAAUAUAUUGGAUUAAAGGGCUAUGGUUUGACAGUUUCUGGUAGGAUCCCAUUGUUAACUCUGAUCACAAAGGAUAAGAGAUAUUUGGAGACCAAACGUGCGAAAAUGGGACAUGUCUACGGCUUAGAAUUUAACAGCCAAUUGGGCAGUCAAGACGGUAGCACUGGCGAUGAGGUUAAGGUUGAUGAAUCUAAAGCUGUUUCUGUCUGA
Prosopis cineraria is the source of this 684-nucleotide messenger RNA. Its product is annotated as bifunctional riboflavin biosynthesis protein RIBA 1, chloroplastic-like. Lineage: Eukaryota; Viridiplantae; Streptophyta; Magnoliopsida; Fabales; Fabaceae. The record is from RefSeq and is a predicted model, not a curated record. Gene Ontology annotation, molecular function: 3,4-dihydroxy-2-butanone-4-phosphate synthase activity; GTP cyclohydrolase II activity. Gene Ontology annotation, cellular component: chloroplast. Gene Ontology annotation, biological process: riboflavin biosynthetic process. The transcript is spliced from 4 exons. The coding region runs from base 1 to 684 and encodes 227 amino acids.